Molecule: messenger RNA, 5979 nt
Organism: Carassius gibelio (silver crucian carp)
Lineage: Eukaryota; Metazoa; Chordata; Actinopteri; Cypriniformes; Cyprinidae
Product: monocyte to macrophage differentiation factor 2
Exons: 9
Coding region: 1600-2307 (235 amino acids)
Cellular component (GO): membrane
Molecular function (GO): pore-forming activity
Source: RefSeq, a predicted model, not a curated record
GCUGGUGGAGGUCACAAAGAAGACUUCUUAUAAAAAUCCUGGGACACCACUAGCCUUCCCUUUUUGUUCAGCGAACUUUUGUUUGGUGUGAAUGCAGCGCUGCAACAUGCCCUCUUCAGAAAGUCGCUUUGUGAUUAUGAGCGUAGUUUCCAGGCUGCCUCGUGAUGGGAUUGAUGAAGCACGUGGCCUCGGAUGAUUCGCGUCAUAGUCGUUUUGGCUUCUGAACAUCUGCGUUUGAUGCAUCGAUUUGAAGUCACAACGAACGCGACGAGGAGUUAAUUUGGUGCUUUCACUGAUGGUAAGCAUGAAGUUCCUAACUGAGAAGAUGUCUUUUGAGAGGUGAGACCUACCCAGUUUUUUCUUCAAUAAUCCAGUGCAUGUAUGAUACCCUGGUAGUGACUAUUUUAGCAGGUGGUUCUGAAUAACAUUUUUAAAGGCAUAGGUGUAAAGACUGGAGUGACGAGAAACCUCUGGACUGGUUGAGGCUGCACGGUCAACUCGAUGUAUGCUUUUGUGUGGUGUACCUUUUUUCUUUUUCUUUUUUUAAAUCUUGUCUACAUCUGCAAAUAAAACUAAGUCCAUUUGGGGAUUAUACACUUUGGAAAUGGCUCUUCAUGUCACUAAUGUGCAAAUGUAAUUUUUAAAACUUUGAAUAUGGUCUUAAAGAAUUUGUGCUUUUAAGAUGUAUGAUAUCUUAAUAAAAACAUGAACAAAACCUUUUGUGUGUAGUUAUCUGGUAACUAUAAUUUAAAACUGCCACCCUUCCCUCAUAUGGGACACCUUUACUUCACUAUAUUACAAUGAAAUCUAUUCUUGACCAACUAUAUAUUGUUUGAAAGGUCGAAGACUCCCAAAUAUAUAUUUUACCAAUGUUUAAUUAUGUAGGGAAAGUAAUAGAUGACGAGUGAAUCCAAAUCGAAAUUAUAACUUGAGUUUUUACCUUUUUGUUUGAAAAAAAAAAGCCUUUUUUCUCGAUCACAUUUUAGAAAUCUGAAAUUAUCAACCGAAAACCUCAAAAUUCAUCCUUUAAAAACCAUUUUAAAAUCCGACAUUGCAUUGCCAUGUAAAUGGUACAUCAAUGUGUUACAAAAUAUUUUCAUGAAUUAUAAAAAAUUUAGUUUGGAACUUGCACUAUAAAGUCGGUUCAAAACUGUGAGUGACAGUUAAGGGGUUAAGAUGUUGGAGUGGUGCUAUUUUCAUUAAUCUGAGUAAUUGUGGUGGUAACCCUUGUAGGUUUGUCUUAUAAAUGGUCAAUACCAUUGUGAAUCUUUAAAUAAAAAUCUAGCACAUGCGGGAAAAUAUGGCACGAGUCCAGUAUCUGGGAUGAAUACACAAAUCUAAUAGACCAUUAAACGCAGCAUCCUACACGGAUGAUCCACUUGUCUUUCUCUGCAGGAAGACCGGAGUCCUGAGACCGUUAUUACAUGCUGUACUUCCGGAUUACUGCUCAUAAUGCUCGCUCAGUUCUGUAGUUGAUCACCCGAAUGAUGGUUAGAGCGAUUGUUUUGUAGAGUAGUGUGUAUCUGAAAGACGAGCUCCUCGUGUAAGCACUUAACUACGUUUUCAUUACUCAAUCAACUGUUGGAUUUACGCGUUUAAAUGAAACUUGUAAGAUUUAUGAACAAUCGUGCACCAUCUAAUAAGAGAUAUCAGCCAACAGAAUAUGAGCAUGCUGCUAACUGUGCCACACAUGCGCUCUGGAUCAUUCCCAGCAUUGUGGGUGGGAUCUUGUUGUACCUCUUAUCUGAUGACCACUGGGAGGAGAUUUCAGCAUGGCUCUAUGGGGCAGGACUGUCAAGCCUUUUCAUCAUAUCCACAGUUUUCCAUACUAUCUCCUGGAAAAAGUCUCAUCUCCGAUCGGUUGAGAACUGUUUCCACAUGUGUGAUAGGAUGGUGAUCUAUUUCUUCAUUGCAGCGUCCUACACACCUUGGUUGACACUGCGGGAUCUUGGUCCAUGGGCUGCCAACAUGCGUUGGGUGGUCUGGGUGAUGGCCUCUGGAGGAACUGCCUAUGUGUUCUUCUUCCAUGAAAGGUUUAAAGCUGUAGAGCUGAUCUGUUACGUAGCAAUGGGUGUUUUCCCUGCUCUUGUCAUCCUCUCUAUGGCAGACAGGUCAGGUCUGUGUGAGCUCUUGGUUGGUGGCGGGUGUUAUGUUUUGGGCAUAGUGUUCUUUAAAAGUGAUGGAAUAGUGCCCUUUGCUCACGCUAUAUGGCACCUGUUUGUUGCAAUGGGAGCAGGCAUCCAUUACUAUGCCAUCUGGAAGUACCUGUACACACCUGUCAAUCAACCAACCAGUACGGCCCGGUGACACACACGUACAUACACCUAACCACACAAUCAUUUGAAUAUAUAUUUGUCACAGAAGUGCUACUUAAGCAUAAGCAGUAUUGUUUAUUUGCUCUGUUGUGUUUUUGCUAGCGAACGGUUUGACUGAUGUCAUUCUUGUCACUUAUUGAUAGGUCUUCAAUUAGCACAUACAACAGAAAUUACAUCUAGCCUUUGUGAGUCUGCAAGCAGCAAGGGUCAUUUUGAACCUGAGGUCGUGUGGAUCCUGAACAAGAAAGUAAAAAAAAAAAAAAAAAAAAAAAAAAAACUAGACAUAUUACAUUAAGGUUUACAAUUUGAAGGUAAAAUCACUGCCAGACAUUUGUAAAAACAUUCAUCCUGGAUAGUACUUACUUGAAAACCGUUUAAAGAUUUGUAUGUAGUGUCUUUAAACCGACUUUGGAUUAUUCCACUAAUUCUGCCACUGCCAGUGUGGAGAUUGUUUAAUUUCUGUCAGAAAUAUGAAUACAUUUCAUAUUACUGUACACAGUAUCAAUUCUCCAUGCUUCUAGUCUAGUGCUGGUCUGUUGCAUUUUUGGAUGUGCAAUGUCUUUGGGAAAAUGCCAUAAGUGCUUGAUGACUUUGUCUUGGACUGGUCAUCUGAUUUCAUGGUUUAAUUGAAAAGUUCAGACUCUCAUAUUAUGAUUUUAAAAUGUGUUUAAUGUGGUAACAUUUAUUUAUAGAUUUUAAUCAAGUCAAAUUAUUAUUUAACAUUUUAAUUGAUCUUAUAUGACUUAAUCAGCAUGACUACAUCAUAGGAUUGCACCAACAAAUAAUUUUAAGGGUUACCUCAUAGGAAAAUAGCUCACUUUUUUACAGCAUUGAGACUUUUGCCUGUUUUACUGCAUUCCAUUUCAGUGAAAAUCUAAAAACAAGUGUUUUAUUUAAGUUGUUAUUUAUUCAUUUCAAUUUACAGCUGCUGUAGAUGUUGUAUUACCAUUUAUUUUAUAUGAGAACUUAAUAGUGUAUGAAAAACAUCAGCUUUUUGCCUUCACCUGAGAGUCAUUAAAGAAACAAUGCACCCAAAACUGAAACCUGUCAGCAUUUACUCACACACCUGUUCAGUUCCUUACCUCCAUUUUUAUCUUUCUUCUGUUUAGCAGAAUGUCCAGGCUGCUCUUUUUUAUGGAAGCUUGUUUCCAACACAGGAUAAGAAAAAAGGCGGUUGUGACUUUUUUUUAGGGCUUCAAAACGAUUAAUUGUGAUUAAUCCCAUUCAAAAUAAAAGUUUAUGUGUAAAUACUAGGUGUGUGUACUGUGUACUCUAUAUUUAUUACGUAUGUAGAAAUAUACACACAUAAAUGUAUAUAUUUGUAAAAAAAAUUUUUAUGUAAACAUUAAUACAUGUGUAUAAUUAAUUUUUCCUUCAUAUAUAUGUGUAUGUGUGUUUAUAUAUACAUAAUAAAUAUACACAUUUAGUAUUUAAACAUAAAAUUUUAUUUUGAAUGUGAUUAAUCAAGAUUAAUCAUUCUAAAGCCCUAGACUUUUAUCUCACUAAAAGAAAACUCAGAAUUCUAAUAUGUAAACUUAGAAUUGUGUCUUUUCCUUUUGCAAUUCUGAGUUUUUAUCUUGAAAAUAUGACUUUUCUCUAUGAAUUCUGAGUUUACAUCUCGUAAUUCUAUUUAUCGCAACUCUAACUUUUUCCUCACAAUUGCGAAUUUACAUCUUAAAAUUAUGAUAGUUUUCUGAGAAUUGUGAGGAGCAAAAAAUUUCAUUGUGAGACAAGUAGUCAAUUAAUUUUAUUUAUCCAUUCAUCCAUCCCUUGGUAAAAACAAGCUUCGUUUUUGGAACUGGCACUGUUCAGUUUCACUAAUAACAAAAAUACAACUAUAGAGUACUAUAAAUGUUGUAGACCUCCUUUCAUGUUCUGUGAAAGACAGAAAAACAUGCAGGUUUGGAACAACAUGAUGGUGUAAAUGAUGACCUUUCACUUUUGCUUUAACUAUAGUAAAGUCUCAGCUUCAAUGGUCUGUCCUGAUCAAGGUUCAUUGGACUGAUCAGACAAAGCUCUUGCUCUCAGGGUUGCCAUUUUAUUGGCUGAAACCAUCACAAUUUCUUAAGCAUUCCAUUUGUGCUGUGCUCCUUUAGGCCAUACAUAUUUGAAUAACUUGAACUCUGUAGAUAACUUGUAUUUUUGAUCAGGGCUAAUGGGAGAUCAGGAACAAUUUGGUUAUCACAACCACAGAAACACUCACACACAAACAGAAGAAGUCUGCAGUUUUUAUAGUUGCUAAACUAAAGUCUAUUAAACAGGUAUUUAAAUUUGCAUGGCCUUCUCAAUCAUAUAAAACUCUUAACAGUUACUGGUUGUAUCAGAAUGUUUCUAAAUGUGUAUUUAUUAUUGCUUUACAUUUUAAAAUAAUAUUUCAUGUACUAUGAAUAUAGAAAGUGUUUGGCCAAUAGUUGUAAUCCAGGUGUACACAAACAUACUUAGCAACAAAUUCAUUAUAUUGUUGAUAAUUAGGUUUUACAGCUGAAAUGUGUAUGCCAUUGAAUGUACAGUAUUUACACAUGAGUUGCAUCACUCUGUCAGGUACGUUUUUGAACUCUUAAGGUUUGAGAUGAUAGUAGGGCUGUUUGUGAAGGUUUCAGUUUGAACUUUUACAUUUUAUUUAUUUAUUUUUAUUUAUUUUUUUUUCUAUGAUUUGCAUUAACGGUAUACUGUUCUGUAGAUACAUGAGACCAUUCAGAUACUUUUAUUAACCCAGUAAGUGAUAUAUCUGUGGUAUUAUGGAAGUGUUGCAUAUAAUGUUCAGUUUUGGAAGUGUAAUACAUUUUUGUAUGUUUCUAAAAAAUUAUUUUAUGACUUUCCGUUAUUUUGUUGCAUUGUAAAUAUUCAAUUUUUUGCCAUGGUUGACUGUUUAAAUAUUUGUUUGGUGUUGCUUUAUUACAGUGUGUUUUACUUGGAGUUUUGUUGAUGCAGUAUGAAGUUUACAUCCAUCAUACAGCUUUCACUGCCAAUCAGCCUGAGAUUAAUGCAUCUCGGAUAGCAUUAAUGCAUCGACCUCGAAUUUAGCAAAAUAACACAAUUUAUUGAAACUGAUAUGAUGCUUGAGGAGUUGUGUUAGCUAUAAGUGCAUACUGACUGUACACAUUGUGAAUCCUUCCUCUUACUUUUGAGUAACUAGAAAAUGCUGUUUAAUAAAUUGUGGUUUUAGCAUGUAAAAAUUAAUCAAACAAUUUACCUCUGACUCAAAGCCAAAAUUAUAGCACAAUUUAAUGUUGCUUUCCCUAAAAAAAAAAAAACUUACAAUUUAUAAUGUAGAAUUUGGUUUAGUCUUUUCAUGAUACUUGACACCAAACUCUCAGGCUGCCUACCUGUCCUUGAGUUAUUAAAAAUAUUAAUUCAGUAAAAUUAAUGAAUCCUCUUUUGAAACCGAAUCCCGACCUCACUGUAUAUAUCAUUUGUGCCUUUUCUAGUUUUCAGAACCGUUCAAGGCAUUGUGUUUUUAGCCAUUCUGCUGAUUUGCUCUGCAUAAAAAUGUGAACCUUUCACAUGAAGGUAUUUGUGAUUUUGCUGCAGUGUUUUUGUAUUUGUAUUAAGCCCAUGUUAUUUCAUACUAGUGCUUUUUUAUCGAGGAAACGUCCUCCUCUCUGAAUCAUUAUUUAAGUCUAUGCCUGUGGUUGAUCAAUAAAUGCGAAAGGAAAAACUUGCA